This is a messenger RNA of Rhagoletis zephyria (snowberry fruit fly), 4433 nucleotides long. RefSeq names its product tyrosine-protein kinase Fer (gene FER). Lineage: Eukaryota; Metazoa; Arthropoda; Insecta; Diptera; Tephritidae. Gene Ontology annotation, biological process: peptidyl-tyrosine phosphorylation. The record is from RefSeq and is a predicted model, not a curated record. Gene Ontology annotation, molecular function: non-membrane spanning protein tyrosine kinase activity; ATP binding.
UUGUUUGAAACGUGUACGUGUACAGUUCGAAAGUGCGGCCGGUCAAUUUAUGGAAACAUUUUUUUUUUUAAGUGAAAUUAAAAGUUGAUAUCUAAUUGAGAGCAAACGCAAGAAAAAACAGAAAUUGUGAAAAAAUUUAACAAAAACCAGAACUAUAGCAUAAAAACGAAACAAGAAUGGGUUUUUCAUCGGCCCUACAGGGCCGUGCCGCGCACGAGGCAUUAAUCGUGCGCCAAGAUGCCGAACUGCGCCUCAUGGAGACCAUGAAGCGGUCCAUACAAUUGAAAGCCAAGUGCGAUCGGGAAUAUGCGAUCGGUUUGGCUGCGGUUGCACAACAGGGUAUGAAAAUCGAUCGCGCUGAUGAAAUGCAAGGCAGCCUCAUAACGAAAGCCUGGCGCUCCUACAUGGAUGAAUUGGAUCAUCAAGCAAAACAAUUCAAAAGCAAUGCAGAACUACUCGAAGUCGUCUGCGAAAAGCUGACACAUUUAUCACAGGAUAAACGUAAAGCACGCAAAGCUUAUCAGGAGGAGCAUGCCAAGAUCGCAGCGCGCCUCAAUCAUCUCACAGACGAAGUCGUUCGUAAAAAGGCAGAAUACCAAAAACAUUUGGAGGGUUAUAAAGCACUGCGUACACGCUUCGAGGAACACUACAUAAAAUCCGGUCGUGGUGGUCGAAAGUUGGACGAUGUACGCGAUAAAUAUCAGAAAGCCUGCCGCAAAUUACAUCUCACCCACAACGAAUAUGUACUCUCCAUCACCGAAGCUGUUGAGGUGGAAAAAGAUUUCCGUACAGUAUUACUGCCUGGACUGCUGGAGCAUCAACAAUCCGUGCAAGAAAGUUUCAUUCUACUCUGGAAGAAUAUACUGCAGGAGACCAGUCAACAUGGAGAUCUCACAUCUGACAAAUUCAAAGAAAUACAAAAGCGAAUUGAUAAUGUGAUAAACAGCAUAAAUCCCAGUGAGGAGUAUCGGGAAUUCACUGAGAAACACAAAACCUCCCCCGCCACACCGCUGGUAUUCCAAUUCGAUAACGCACUCAUCGAAGACAUACCUGGCAAACUGCAAUCAAAUACGCUAACAGUCGAUAAUCUUACCGUCGAUUGGCUGCGAUCGCGCCUAAUUGACUUGGAACUCGCAGUGAAGGAUUGCCAGGAGAAACAGCUAAAGAUGAUCGAGCAAGCGAAUGGUGGUUCACCUAUAGCGAAUGGCAGCAUAACGCGUAACGGUAGCACCGCUAGCAAUGGCAUCCAAUCCCCGAAGGAUAGUCAAAAUAGGCAAUCAAAGGACCUCGGUUCACUGCGUUGUCAGGAAAAACAAAAACAAAAGUUGGUGGAUAUGAUUAAGUGUGCUUUAAAUGAGAUUGGCUGCGAAGAGUUGCCAUCUGGCUGUGAUGAUCAUUUGGAACAAAAUUUCAUAGAAAAUAGUUUUAAUAACGAUCAACAGAACUCUGCGGCAUCCACCAAUUCCACUGGCGUAAGUAUUAUGAAUGAACUGCGACGUCGAGGUGGCGUACUCACACUUUUGCGCGGUAGACCUUUCAAACGCAAAUCCACACCGCAGCCGACCACACCCACCGCAAAUCGUACGCGCACGCAACGUUUCAAUAAGCUGCAGCCGCGCUCACAAAGUCUCGGAUCGUUGUCGGUAAAUACUAGUCCCGCGAAAUACGAGCCCAUUACUAACCCUUUGCGCAUGGCCACCAGCCUCGAAGCUAACACCAGCUAUGGUCUGCAUGACAUAGAUCCCGAUUCAAUAAUUAUAUUUGAUCGGCGCGCCGCUACUGCUAAAAUGUUUCCCAAGUUGCGUCGCACGCAGCUUUCAAUGUUGUGUUUGAAUGAAGAGGAAGCGCCUACCGCUUUUGUUAUAUCCAUUGAUACUAACCCGAACGACGAAAUGCACGACGAGUUGAGCGCUCAUAAAACCAACAACAAUAAUAUAUAUGCAGAUUUAUUAGGGGGUUGCGAGUCGUUGGGGGGUGACUGCGACAGUGUUAGGAGCGGCGAAUUGGCGUUGCGACGUCAAGAAAAUGUGAAGAUCGAAAUAAAUCGGGAGGACAGCACAAGGCUUACGAUAGAUCGGGCGCUUCAGUUGCGGCAAGAUGUUGUGGAAAAAAGUGGAUUGGAAGCUGUCUUGGAAAAUAACAACAGUCCUAAGACAGCGCCGACUUCAGCUACUGCGCACACGCUUGAAACGGUGAAGAACUCAAUCGAUGCACAUUUGGACAAGAUCGACGAAUUGAAUCGCACAUUGGAUGAUCGCAUGAAGCGCCACUUACCACAAAAUGCUGUGACGCGGCCGCCGCUAAAUGUCGACGCUAUUGAGGCUGCCGAACCAACAGCAGUUACAGUACGCACGAAAACUGCCGAGGAACAAGAGGCGGCACACUGGUCCUCGAAACGCACGUCCAGUUCGAGCUCAGAUUGUCGUCCUUGUGGAGGGCGCAAGGAAAAGGAUAGUGACGGUAAUGGCAAUAACAAGAAACGCUCUGUUUCGUUCUCGCAAAAAUCCAUAAACGCGCUCAUGACGAACCUGAAAGAGUUCACCAAAAAGAAUGCACAACCAAAAGUGCCGAAGCCAACUAUAACUUUGGUCGAGUACAAAGAGAACAGCGAUCAGUUUGAGCUGAUCGAUCCGGAGCUCGGCAAAGCGACGCAGAGUAAUGGUCGUGGAAAUGAUCCGUCCAUAACGGUCGAUGCGAUUACACAAGGCACACAGGGCACAGUUAGUUCAGACACGAAGCCAAAGAGUAACGGCAAUGCAAACAAAGAAAAAGGUCCAAGUAACAAUAAUAACAACCACAACGACUCAACAGACAAUACAAAUACGAGUACAACAAUGCCAGCGCCAGUAAUGCACGUCGAUGCAACGAAUCCGUCCAAAAACGAACCGCUUGGCAUGUCCGCCAAGCUGCGACUCAAAGUGCCAAAGCUACAGAAAAAGUCUAAAGCCCUGCGUCAAACAUUCCGCGCCAAGCUACUAUAUUUCCAAGUCAAACGCGAUAAAGUAUGUAAGCAGUGCACUAAGCGCCGGCGCGUGCAUCCAUCAAAGAACGUAUUCGAUUUCAGCAAAGACUUUAGUUUUAAAAAAGAAGAAACAAACACGGAGAGCUGUGAUGCGGUCAGUGAAGAAUUCUGCACUUGUCCGCCUGAGAAAAUUUCGAAUAAGAACGCGUUCAUCGAACCAAUGCAUUUCGAUUCGAUGAGUUCAGCCGAUGCUGAAGAUGAAGGCAGCGGUGGUGAAGAUCAGCUCAGCUUAAAGGAGCAUUGUUACAGCGUGCCCAGCUUGGCGAUGAGUAUGUCCCUCUCUACCAACCGUCCACUCUAUGAAGAAGAAUGGUUUCAUGGCGUAUUGCCACGCGAAGAAGUCGUACGUCUGCUCAAUAACGAUGGUGAUUUUUUGGUGCGUGAAACCAUACGCAACGAAGAGAGUCAAAUUGUGCUGAGCGUUUGCUGGAAUGGUCAUAAACAUUUCAUUGUGCAAACCUCCACAGAUGGUCACUUCCGCUUUGAAGGUCCGCCAUUCCCCAGCAUUCAAGAGCUCAUCAUGCAUCAGUAUCAAUCCGAAUUGCCGGUGACGGUAAAAUCGGGUGCCAUUUUAAAACGUGCCAUCUGCCGCGAACGUUGGGAGUUGAGCAAUGAUGAUGUUGUGUUACUAGAGAAAAUUGGCAGAGGCAAUUUUGGCGAUGUUUAUAAGGCAAAGUUGAAAUCAACCAAACAGGAUGUCGCCGUAAAAACCUGCCGCAUGACAUUACCCGACGAGCAGAAACGCAAAUUCCUGCAGGAGGGACGAAUUCUAAAGCAAUAUGAUCAUCCAAACAUUGUUAAAUUGAUUGGAAUUUGUGUGCAAAAGCAGCCCAUUAUGAUCGUUAUGGAACUCGUGCCGGGCGGUUCAUUGCUGAAUUAUUUGCGUAAGAAUUCAAACGCUUUGACGGCACGUCAACAAAUGGGAAUGUGCCGCGAUGCUGCGGCGGGCAUGCGUUACCUGGAAUCCAAAAACUGCAUACAUCGAGAUCUUGCUGCGCGCAAUUGUCUGGUCGAUUUUGAAAAUCAAGUAAAGAUUUCCGAUUUUGGAAUGUCGCGUGAAGAGGAAGAGUAUAUAGUUUCCGAUGGCAUGAAACAGAUACCGGUUAAAUGGACUGCGCCGGAGGCCUUGAACUUUGGCAAAUAUACUUCAUUGUGUGAUGUUUGGUCUUAUGGUAUUUUAAUGUGGGAAAUUUUCUCUAAAGGCGAUACACCCUACUCAGGCAUGAGUAAUUCGCGAGCACGGGAACGAAUCGAUGCUGGUUAUCGCAUGCCAGCGCCUGAAAACACACCGCCCGAAAUGUAUCGCCUCAUGUUGAAGUGCUGGUCCGCCGAAGCAGAUGCACGGCCACAUUUCGAUGAGAUCUAUAAUGUCGUUGAUGCACUGAUAAUACGUUUAGAUAAUAGUCAUUAG